Ostrinia furnacalis (Asian corn borer) is the source of this 3364-nucleotide messenger RNA. RefSeq lists its product as uncharacterized. The transcript has 2 exons. The record is from RefSeq and is a predicted model, not a curated record. Lineage: Eukaryota; Metazoa; Arthropoda; Insecta; Lepidoptera; Crambidae. Bases 363 to 1118 code for a protein of 251 amino acids.
CCAGAGGUGAGCCCCAAGUGAGGCAUUUUUUUCAAGUCAGAUUUGUGUUUAUAAAAAAAUUAAAUUGUUUUUUGUUCUGGGUCUUGUUUGAUUGUGUUUCUUGUUGGAAUCGCAGAUUCGCUAAUUUAUUUGUUAUCUUCGCAAUUCGAAUUCGAAUAUCAGGCGCAAACGAGAAUAUUCCGCGUGUGAAAUACUUGAAAAAUCAUCCAACAACACAGUGACAUAAAAAUCACUUGAAAACUACCCACUAAACCCCAAACAAAAUAAAGAGCGGUGAACGAUUUCCGGCCGACUGUCACAGGGUCAGUGUUGCCACAGCAAAACUAUUGCCAGGAACAAAAUAAAUCUACCAAAUAGUAGAAAUGGACUUGAAAGUGAUACUAGCAAAAAUGGAAGAAAUGAAAACAGACUUCAAAAUGCAAAAUGAAAAGUUAGCUGAAAGUUUCAACAGAAGCCUCUCAAAAACUAUAGAUGAAAAACUAAAACCACUUUUAGACGAGAAUAUAAAAUUAAAAGAAGAAGUUCAAAACCUACAAUCACGAGUACAAACCUUGGAAAGAGAAACUAGGAAAAACAACAUUAUAUUACACGGCGUUCCUGAAAAUGAAGCAAACAAUAGUGAUCUCAGGAAUAUAGUAAUAGAGAUAUUAAAUAAAAUUUCCCAAAAAGUCGAAGGAAUGCAAGACUGGGACAAGUGGGAAAUCAGCAAUGUGAGAAGACUUGGGAAGAAAAAUACCGAGAAAAAGAGACCAAUACUCAUAACUCUUACACUGACAUGGCGAAAGUACGAAGUCUUGAAAAACAAUAAAAACUUUCCAUCGGACAUAUAUGCCACUGAAGACUACCCAAGAGAUAUCCUUAUAAAAAGGAAAGAACUAAAGGAGAAAAAAGAGCAAGAAGAAAGGCAAGGGAAGAUAGCGUUUAUAAGAUACGACAAACUCAUAGUCAAGGAUAGAGAUGUAGAUGAAACUAAAAGAAAAAGAUCACCAUCUAAGUCACCAAAAGAAAAUCAUAAAGACACUAAAAAUAUAACAGCUGCCCCUCCAAAAAAACUUAACAAGAGCUUCGAUACAUUUCGAGCUAGACCGAACUCCGCCUCAAACGAAACCAGGAACUAAUACAACCAAUGCAACUCAUCACACCGGAAACGAAAAUUUAACUACAGUAAACAACAACAACAUCUUACACAACAAAAACUCUCUCCCAAUACGGCUGGUCACCGUGGGGGAAGUAGACCACCACCCUCCAUCAAAUAAAAACCAACAAAAUGAAAACAAUGAAACCUUAAGCAAGAGUAGUAAGUCGAGCAGAGAACAAGGAUUAAAAAUAUGCACAUUCAAUGUUAGAUCUCUAUCUACAAACGAAAGAAUCCUUGAACUAAACAAUGCAAUAGAUAAAGUGACAUGGGAUAUCAUGGGACUCGCAGAAGUUAAAAAAAUGGGAUGCAUCAUAGAAGAACAUAAAGACUAUAUAUUUUGUUAUAUGGGAGAGACACGGGGACUUCAUGGCGUGGGUUUCCUAAUAAAAAAAUCACUAAAAGAACAUAUAGAAAGCUUUUUGGGCAUAUCAGAGAGAGUAGCUUUACUAAAAAUGAACUUUAAGGAAGGACCAUUAUCGCUGAUCCAAGUGUAUGCUCCUACUGAGAGUUCAAGCGAAGAAGACAUCACAAAAUUCUACAAUGACUUAACAAAUGCGCAAGAACUGGCUGACAAAAAUAGAUUACUCAUGGGAGACUUCAACGCUAAAAUUGGACAACCAAAUCCCCAAGAAAAUUUAAUAAUGGGCAAAUAUGGUUAUGGCGUACGGAACUCCAGAGGUGAACGCCUAAUACAAUAUGCAUAUGAAAACAAACUGUCAAUCAUGAACACAUAUUUCAAGAAAAAGGCUUCUAGAAAAUGGACAUGGUUAUCACCUGAUCAUAAGACCAAAAACGAAAUAGACUUCAUACUGAGCCCUACACCAAAAACUAUAACAAACAUAGAGGUUCUAAACCAAAUAAAUUUCCCGUCUGACCACAGGAUUGUCAGAUGUUCCAUAAAAAUUAAGAAACCUAAAACUGGCCGAGGAAAAUUCAAAAUGUUAGCCAAUAAACUGAAGUCUACUGACGAGAUAAACAACUACAUACAAAACCUACAAAAGAACAUAUCAUCAACUAUGCAACUCCUAAAGGGACAUAAAAGUGUUCAAGCUUUUAGUGACAAACUGGAAGAAGUAUUAACAGAAAGCCUUAAAAUCGAUGUAAAAACAACCAAUAGAUGCACCAAAAAGAUCAUCAGCCAACACACACAAGACCUAAUCUGUAGAAGAACUGAACUGAUAUCUAUGAAAGACAAAUCCAAAGAAAAGAGAGAGGAACUAAAGGAAUUGUUCAAACAAACCAAUAAAUCAAUCAGAAGAGAUUAUGAUAACCACAGAAGAGAAAUAAUAGUAAAAAACAUGUCAUUGUUCCGGAGUUCGAAAAGAGCGUACAAAGAACUAAUUACGCACAAAAAUUGGGUACAGAGUCUAAGCAGUGGGAAGGGCGAAAUCAGAGACAGAGAAGGUAUAAUAGAAUGUGCAACAGCUUUCUAUUCCUCGCUAUAUCAAAAACCACCACCAGAAAUGACAGAAGAGGAUGAAAAUAGCGAUAUAACGGAAGAGGAUACAGGAGAAACAAAAAUAAACCCAAUAACGGAAAGUGAAGUAUGGACUCACAUUACAAAAUUAAAACCUGAGAAGAGCCCAGGAGAAGACAACAUUACAAAUGAAGCCCUGAAAAUCGGUGCGCGAAUUCUAGUCCCAUAUCUAACUGAGAUGUUUAACUUAGUACUGGAAGAAGAACAAGUACCAUCGCAAUGGACUAAGUCAAACAUAAUUCUACUGUAUAAAAAAGGAAGUCCACUCGACAUCGGCAACUAUAGACCUAUCAGCCUACUAUCUGCAAUAUAUAAACUCUUUUCAUCAAUACUUCUCAGCAGAAUAGCAUCAAAAAUUGACAACAAUCAACCAAUAGAACAAGCGGGCUUUAGACCACAUUACUCAACAAUUGAUCACAUCCAUACAAUAGAACAAGUAAUGGAGAAAUUUAAAGAAUUUAAUAAACCACUUUAUUUGGCAUUUGUGGAUUAUUCCAAAGCAUUCGACAGUAUAGUGCACUCAUCCAUAUGGACUGCUCUAAGGAACAACGAUAUAAAUAAAACAUACAUAAAUAUCAUCAAAAACAUCUAUUCCAAAAGCGUAAGCAGAGUAAAACUGGAAAGACAAGGAGAAGAGUUCAUAAUUGGAAGAGGAGUGCGGCAGGGAGACCCGCUCUCUCCUAAACUGUUCAUAGCUGUGCUGGAGGACAUUUUCAAGAAUAUUGAUUGGAAAAAUAGAGGCAUAUGGA